This is a messenger RNA of Pogonomyrmex barbatus (red harvester ant), 2003 nucleotides long. Its product is annotated as aquaporin homolog protein drip. Gene Ontology annotation, biological process: transmembrane transport. Gene Ontology annotation, cellular component: plasma membrane. NCBI's taxonomy places the organism in Eukaryota, Metazoa, Arthropoda, Insecta, Hymenoptera, Formicidae. The record is from RefSeq and is a predicted model, not a curated record. Gene Ontology annotation, molecular function: channel activity.
AGGCGAAACUCGCGCACGUCGCCCAGAAACUCUCACGUGGUGUGCACCACUCGCGGAAUAGCGAGUGAGGAAGUGCGGUCCACCGGCUCUUCAUGCUCUUCGGGGUGUUCUCCAAGUUUCCCUCCCCCCACGUCGUGCGAAACGAACACGUCGCUAUCGUCGAGGAUCGGUGAAAAGUAUACGAGGAGGAGGUUCCUGUCUGGAGGAAGGAAAUUGAGAGGAAUAGGAGGAACUCGUUGUCCUCGUUGUGGAGAACGUCGAUUUUCUCCCGGGGAGAUUUAGGGGAAGAUCCGAAGUGGUGGACCGCGAGUGGUCGAAGAGCGAUCUCUUAUCGGGGUGAUCAUGAGCAAACCGUGGAAAGGCAUGAAGGAAUUCGUUGGCCUGGAAGAGGUCACCAAGCUCGACUUCCUGGUGAUGCUGUUCGCCGAGAUUCUGGGCACAUUUCUGCUCGUUCUCAUAGGCUGUGCUUCCUGCAUCACGUGGGCAACGUCGCCGAAUGUCUUGCACAUCGCAUUUACCUUCGGCCUCGCAGUGGCAAGUUUGGCGCAGGCUCUAGGUCCGAUUUCUGGCUGUCACGUAAACCCGGCUGUAUCAUUCGGUUUGUUGAUCAGCGGAAAUUGCAGUUUUCUUAAAACUGUUAGUUACGUGAUCUGUCAAUGUUGCGGCGCUAUUGCGGGAUCUGCCGUUCUCAAGCUGUUGAUACCCAAGACUCAGGCCGUUCAUGGUCUGGGUGCUACUAUGUUGGGCGCCGGGGUGACACCAGCGCAGGGUGUAGCAAUGGAGGCAAUCGUUACGUUCCUACUGGUGUUGGUGGUGCACGCCGUCACGGAUCCCAAAAGGACCGACGUAAAGGGUUGGGCCCCGCUUGCGAUCGGCCUGACGAUCGCGGUGGCUCAUAUGGCGGCGGUGCCUGUCACCGGUAGCAGCAUGAAUCCUGCCAGGACUUUGGGUCCAGCCGUGGUGAUCGAAGAGUAUCAAAAUAUUUGGGUUUACUGGGUGGGCCCGCUCAUCGGCGCCUGCUUGGCCGGCGGUAUCUACAGGAUGGGCCUGAGGGCCCAUAGAGAGGACGACGAGGGACGAGGACGCACGCUCUGAUGAUCUGACGACCGCGAGAUGGUUUCACGAUCUUCGUCCGUUGCAUUUAACAAGAUUGUAUUUGCGAAGAAAUACGGUUUACAGAAAUUUUCUGAAUGAAAUUCAGAACACUGCGGAUGAGAAGGUGUCGAAAUUUUAGAUUGAUUUUAAUGCUAGAUUUCAAUCAAAAUAAUUCUGCUUGUAAAUUUAAUAUUUUGUGUGUCUUCAUUAUAUUUUCUCUUGAGAAAUGGUAUUAAUAAUACCAUUUAUAUCUAAUUUCUAUCUAUUUAUAUCUAAUAUCAAAUGCUAUCGUCAAAUUUCAUAUUUUUAAUCUACAGACCUUUUUAACUGACAGUGUUUAAUUAGAAAAAAGAAAUAAAAAAGACGUUGACAUUAUUGUAUAAUCUUGAUAUACAACGUACGAAAAAAUUUUAUAAUAUAUUAUAUAUAUAUAUAUAUUAAUAUUUAAUAUAAUAUUAUCAUUAAAUAUUUUUACGGAAUAAGAGAUGUACGAGCAUAUGAUAUUAUACAAUAAUGCAUAUUAUAUAACCAGAUUGAUAUCCUUCCUCAAAAAAUUCCCUCUUUCACUUUAAGAAAAUGAACCUGAAAAUAUUUUAGAUAUUUUUUUCAGCUAUUGUUCAACUGUUGCAUCAAGUGCAAUAUCAUUAUAAUAUUAUCGUAACUCGAAAUAAUUAUCAAUUGACACCUUCGUUUUAUAAAUCAAUUUUACAUCCAUUAUUUUGUAUAUCGCUAAUUUGAAUUUUGUAUAUAUUGUACUUAAGUUAGCUCACAUAGCGAUAGAUCAAUUAUAUUAUAUUAUUUACCUACAUAAUUUUUAAUGUAAAGUGUAGCAUAAUUUAGCAUUUAAUUAGUUCACAGCACAUCGACAUGGCAACAUUAACAAAUAUACUCUUUCGCCAUCAGGGUUA